CAGCCACUCAGAGGUCUUCACUUCAGCGUGACGAUAGGAAGUUCAAGAGAAAAAUGGAGGAGCACGAAAAUGUCAACUUCAUGAGGCUCAUGUCAGAGGAAAGCACUCAGUCCACCCUGUCUUCAGACUCCUGUGAGUAUUAUCAGACUGAGAUAUUUGACCUGCUGCCCAGCAUCCAAGCUUCCCGACCUGAGCAGAACAGACAUGACUUUUCGGAAGACGCCAACCAGAGUGGCCCAGAGGCUGGGGAGAAGAGUGGCCUCCUGUCCAGAGGAUCCAGAGACAAAACGUAUAUGCAGCCACUCAGAAACUUGGCCAUGUGUAUGCAGGGAAAAAGGAGCGCCAGGGAGAGGAGGAAUCUGGAACUUUGCAAUAUAGCUUUUUGGGAGUCCUGGAGGAAGACCCAAAGCAGCAGCGGGAAGAGGGUGAGGGAACACAUGAGGGAAGCUCUGUCUGGCCUGGUGCCAUGGCGACACACCCUCCGGACCAUUGAAGGCAGGUUUGGAGUUGGCGUGAAGUCCUAUUUUGUUUUCCUCAGAUACCUGAUUUACUUGAACCUGCUAAACUGCGCUCUUAUCGGUGGUUUCAUUCUGGGGCCAACAAUAUUUUAUGGCAGGGGCAAGCAUGAACAGUUGAGAUUUGAAGCAAAUGACUCUGCUUUAGAUUUCUUCUUGGGAACAGGCUACCUGGAUCGUUCCCCUGUCUUUUAUGGUUUUUAUACACGAGGUUCCCUGGAUUUGAAGUGCUUGAACACACCGUUGCUGUACUUUGCUGGAAUCCUCACAAUCCUAACCUUCAGUCUCAUUAUAGUGGUCCGCAGAACAACAGUCGGCUACAAGCACACCUGGAUGCUCGGGAAGCGUUACAGCAUGAAUGUGAGCUAUAAGAUCUUCUGUGGCUGGGACUUCACCAUCCAGGAUCCCGCUGCUGCGAGUCUCAAACACAGCUUCAUCAGAAAUGACCUCAAGCUUUUCCUGGAGGAGCAGAGUUUCUCUUUGCGGGCGGCUCAGAGGACUCUUGGAGAGAAGGUCCGUCUCUACCUGCUCAGAUUAGUCCUCAACUUGGUUGUUUUUUCUCUGCUGGCUGGAGCCUUUUACCUCAUCUACUUCGCCACACAAACAUCUCUGAAAGAGAGCAACUCUAGCUACUACUGGUUGGUCAGUUUGCUCCUCCAAUAUCUUCCUCCCAUCACCAUCACCUUUGUCAAUCUGGUCCUGCCCCACAUCUUCCGUAAGAUCUCGUCUUUUGAAGAUUACUCCUUCACCAUGCAGGUGAAUGCUACUCUUUUGAGGAGCAUCUUCUUAAAGCUGGCAUCCCUGGGGAUCUACUUAUUUUUUGUCUUCACGACAACAAAAGAUUGUGAGUGCAAGGAGAACCAGUUUGGUAGAGAGAUGUAUAAGCUGUGCAUCUUCAACUUCCUGGCCACUUUCUGCAGUGUCUUUCUCUUUGAAUACCCCAGGAAGUUGUUACAAGAGAAGUAUCCUACAUCCUUGCUGGCCCGGCUGUCAGGGAAACAGCGCUUCCUGAUACCUUUCAACGUGCUGGACCUUGUUUACAGUCAGACUGUAUCCUGGGUGGGAGUCUAUUACUGCCCUCUGUUGCCUCUCAUAGGAAUCGUUACGUUGGUGGUCACAUUUUACAUUAAAAAGUUCAACGUCCUGCGGUGCUGUGUCCGAGAGCAGCGGAUGUUUCGAGGCUCCAGCUCCUCAGUUUUAUUCCACUUCAUGUUGCUGGUUGGUCUUUUCAUGUGUGCGGCAACACUGGCAUUCAACCACUAUCAGCUACAAAGCCCACUGAACAAAAACCCGUCCUCCUGUGGUCCAUUUAGAAAUGGAGAAACUUUGCUGAAUGUGACUGGAGUGUGUGUAAAAAGUCUCCCCAGCCCAGCACAGACCACCAUCCACUAUCUGACUUCUGAGGCCUUCGCCCUGCCACUCAUACUAGCAGAGAUCAUAAUCUUAACCUCGUAUCUGUCACGGAGACAAGUCAAUCAGAAGGCCAUUGAGAGACUGAAAGAUAUGCUGGUUAUGAGCAGCUCAGAUAAGCGUUUCCUGGUGAAGCAGCACGCCACGUUGCUGAAACAGCGAAAUAAACAACACUGAGUUGUUUCUGCAGCCAUCAAAGAGGAAGCCACACUCAGUCGCCGAAAACACCCCAACUAUGAUUUAAAAAAGUGGCCUUUACGCUCGCAGACUUUCUCUAAAAUGCUAAAAUACUGUUCUGGCUAAUGACAGCUGGGUGGAGGUGUGAGAUGGCAGAAAAUUAAAAGUCAAAUGACUGAUGAACUCUUGCUUUACAAGCGAUAAGAACCAGAGCUUUAACCCCCCCCCCCCCCCCUUUUUUUUUCAUGUCCUUGUGAGUGCUACGCUGCACUGUAAACCCAACGCUUAAUGUGAUUAAAGAGGCUAAGUUAUGAUUCAAAAUGUUAACUUAAAUAUUUUAACUUUAAUGACAUUUAAACUUGGUGAUACUUGUUAAAUGUUUUGUGGAUUAGAUAUGAAUUACUUAAUGAUUUUAAAGUACUUCUAUUGUUUGAACAUUACUGUGUGUGUGUGUGUGUGUGUGUGUGUGUGUGUGUGUGUGUGUGUGUGUGUGUGUGUGUGUAGAGAGGGAUGAGAGAAAAGUAUCAGUGUGAGUCCUGUCAGGCUGCAGAGAAUAUUAUGUAUGUAAUUAUAGACUGUACUGAGUAAAAUCAAGGAAGACAGGAGAAAGGAGAGUAAACGCAAAGUUUGUCUGCUACAGGCCGCACUUGUCCAUAAAUACCGAGGUGUCUCAAUGACCCUGUAAAGAUUCAGGUUUACAGUGGCAUAGCUUACAGGGGGCACGAGCUAAUUACAGUCCCAAGCCCUGGGAGGGUUGCAUCAGAAAGCGUGUAAAAUCUGUGCUAAAAUUAUUGGUAUGAUGUAUUUGCAUUGGCAUUUUUUUAUGUAUCUUUUGUUGUAUUUUGAGGAUAUGUGACCACUAAUCAUGUGUCGAUAGUUUGUCCACCAUUUUGAAUGUAUGAUAAUUAUUGUGAUAGGACUCCCUUGAAAAAGAGAUUUUUAAUCUCAAUGGGACCUUCCUGGUUAAAUAAAGUUUAAAUAAGUGAGUAAAGCCGCAGUCACAGGACAAGAGACCGGUCUGCAACCAUCUGGCAACCACUGGUUGUGUGGGGAAAAUGAGUAUUCCUGGAGACUGAUGGCAGUCGCUGGGAAAAUGAUUGCUAAAGUCCAAGUCACACAGGUCAGUGACUCCCUGGUAGUCACCUGUCUCUAAAGAAAUACAUGUAUUCCCCAGCUGGUUGGCAAUAACCUCUUUGUGAUUACUGUGGUAGCUAGUAUAUUAUCUGAGUCACAUUUUCCCAACCAAAGCAAUCACUAGGAGGUUUUUGGUGCAGCAGCUUCUCUCCAACUGAUCCGAGAACCACUGCUAACCAGGUGGGGAAUACACAUUUUUCUCUAACAACCGCUGGCUGUAUAGCAUCCAAUAUAGCAGGCAAGUCUUGAGUAAUAUGCACAUUAUUGUCAUAUGAGAAACCUCAAUAUCUGUGAACUAUCAUCUGACUAUGGAAAUAAAGCAGCAGGUUUGCACAAAUGUGGCCUGUUUGCAUCUUAUAUAUUUUUGUUGAUGUCCAUUAAUGUCCACUGUCCUUUUUAA
Molecule: messenger RNA, 3636 nt
Organism: Archocentrus centrarchus (flier cichlid)
Lineage: Eukaryota; Metazoa; Chordata; Actinopteri; Cichliformes; Cichlidae
Gene: tmc8
Product: transmembrane channel-like 8
Exons: 17
Coding region: 54-2102 (682 amino acids)
Cellular component (GO): plasma membrane
Molecular function (GO): mechanosensitive monoatomic ion channel activity
Source: RefSeq, a predicted model, not a curated record